AUGCAGUUUUCAGAUCUCCCACCUGAAAUCAUUCAGAUUAUAAUUGAUUCACUUCCGCUUGAUUGGUUGGGCUACUUGAAAAAUUCCCCGGAAUGGAUCAGUCACUUUGCUUUUAGAGCCUAUUAUAGAAAUAUAUCACAUUUCCCAAGAUAUCAGGCUCGCCUGCCACCAGAAGGAGAUCCUUGCUAUUAUAACAUAUUGGAUGAGUCCAAAUCGCCCUUUGAGUUAGAUUUUGAGAAGUUUGUGAACUUUUGGAAUUUUGAUGAGUUGCGGUCGUUUUUUCAUACGCAUCCCCAUUUUAGCCCUUCUCAGAUAGCUUUUGAAAAUGCAGAUUCGCUCAUAAGAUUCAAUAAUCUUUAUAAGGGAGUAGUAGAAAGUGCCGAAAGAGUUAUUAUUUGCACUCUCCAUCCAAUACCUGACAAUGAAAUGAUAUCUUUGAGGAAAGUACCUCAUCUCAUCUAUAGAGCAUGGUGGACAAAGCGACCCGAUGAAGACUUGUUCCCAGUGGAAGAUGAGACAUACUUAGAAUCUUUUAGGGAUGUUAUUGAUAAGGUCGGAUUGGUAGAGGUGGAUUGUAUUCCCACCCCACGGGGUCACUUUCGAAGUUUAUCAUUCGAAGCUGGGGUACUUAACGGGGAUGAGAUACAUAAAGUAGAGUUGCCGGAGUUUUUAACCUAUAUUGAACUUAAAACCUGGAUGGGAAAUGAUAGUGUUAAGAAAUUGAAAUUGGAGUCGGCUAACCACGUGAAACAUAUUUCUUUUAAAGACGGAUAUUUUGAUGGAUUUGAUAGCAUUGAACUUCCUAAAGGAUUGAAAACCCUACAAUUACGGAAUUGUAGCAUGUUGGGGUUUACUCAUUUUGAUGCAUUUGACUAUUUGAAUACGUUGAUAAUAGAGUACGGAUCCUCACCAAAAUUUUGUUAUGACUGUUUUAUUAAUACGGUACUCCCAAAUUCCCUAAAGAAAUUAGUAGUUCGAAUUGAUCCUUACUUGUAUAGGAUAGAUGAAGAGUUUAUUCCGCAACACCAAGAAUUCUUCGAUCAUGAGAAAAGGUUUAUCGUUGACUAUAGGGUUAAGUUACCCAAAAAAUUAGUGGAAUUCCAUUUAGAUGGUUAUGGAUACAUAGCAAUAAACCAUACUUGGAAGAUGCCCGAUAUAAUAUCUAGAUUGGUGUUACUCAAUAUUCCUAAGAUAGCCAAUUUUGAAAAGUUACAUCUUCCAUUGCAUUUGAAGGUAUUUUUCUUUGAGAGCCUUGACUUGAUUAGUUUGGAAGGCAUUCAAUUUCCCGAGAAUUGCGAAGUCUUAGCAACAAGAAAUGCUUAUUUGCUGAAGGAAGCUUUCCAUACCUGCAAUUUAUUGAAGUUAAGAAAGCUCAAAACGUUGAGUCUACUGAAUGAACAGUCAUGUUUAGGAUACCUCCAUGAUUGGUUGUUACUGGAGGCCGACUUUAGCCAUCUAACUGCCAUAAGGCGAAUUAACUUGAGUGGGAUAAAGUCAAGUGCAGGUUUUGCCAUGAAGGUACCAAAUGAGCUAGAAGAUCUCACAAUUGUUGAGACUCUGAUUAACAGCAUCUCACCCUCAUUUGAAUUUCCAAUAUAUCUAAGAAAUUUUAGGGUAGCUUGUUUUCACCUUAACCUGAAUAUAUUGAAUAAUUUGCCGUGUUGCUUGGAAAACCUAAGCGUUCAUGCAGCCCAUGCGGAGCCAUUACAUGAAUCAUUUAAGAACUUUUAUAGACUUCGAAAUGUGGAAUUAGACUUCCCCAUAGAUAACACAUCCUUUGCAAACAUGCACCUAGAGAGAUUUCAAGGGAUAUCAAAUCUAACAUUGCAUACAGCCAUGACACAUUUAGACACCUCGCAAUUACCACCUAGUCUUAUAAACCUUAGAUUGCUGGCGCCAUUGACAUCCAUAGACGGUGACUUUCAAAGGCUCAAAAACUUAAGAUGUCUCGGUUUGUGGUAUUGCAAUCCUGGACGUAUCUAUGAAAACCGUGGAUGCCUUCUUUCCCUAAGUCCACUGUUGGCUGUAUUAGCGUUGGAAAAAUGUGAAGGGUAUAGGUUCAACUUGGUGGAAUGGACCACUUCGCUCAAUUGGUUAGGGGUGGAUUUCUUUGAAAAGCCUUGUAUUGAUGAUAUCGUGGAAAUGUGUGAGUUUUAUGUUCGUUAUAAGAAAACGUAUAUUGAUCUCAAUUUUAAAGAUCCAAGGUUGGAGGUGUAUGAUCGGCGUUGGGUACAAUCGCACAACAAGGUCAAAAAAUGUGAAUGA
Hemisphaericaspora subhashii is the source of this 2265-nucleotide messenger RNA. RefSeq lists its product as uncharacterized. Bases 1 to 2265 code for a protein of 754 amino acids. Lineage: Eukaryota; Fungi; Ascomycota; Pichiomycetes; Serinales; Debaryomycetaceae. The record is from RefSeq and is a predicted model, not a curated record. The transcript has a single exon.